AUGUCACCUAAGAAAAGACAUAGUGGAGCUGUUCAUGCUCCUGAUACGGUUGAAUCCAAUAGGGCAAUUUUUUCGCCACUUGGAGUACUUCGACAAAGAUCAAGGAUCCAAAGGAUAGCUGAUAGGCGCGAAGAAGAGAUACCCCGUGAGGGAGUUCAAGAAAAUCCUGCAGUAGGAGUAGCUCAAGCAGACUUGGCAGCUGAAUUAAGGGGAAUGAAUCAAACCCUUACUACGGAAUUACAAGUCCUAACAAAUCAAAAUAGGGAGCUGCCAAUUGAGAAGUAUUUGAAGUUGAAUUCGUCUACUUUCAAUGAAGAUUCCUUGGAUAAAGAUCCACAACAAUAUCUAGAGGAUGCAAAGAAAGCUAUUUGGUCUCUCAAGUGUACCAAAAAAUCAGUUGUUGAGUUAUUAUCCUACAGCUUGCGCAGUUCAGCAAGAUAUUGGUAUGAAUCUCUUAUUGAGAGCAAAGAAGUAGUUGGACUUCUUCCUCCUUCUUGGGAAGAGUUCACCGAAAAGUUUUUUACUCGAUUUUAUCCCUCUAACAAGCAAGCAGAAGAUGCAAUCGCCUUUGAAAGAUUAAGGCAAGGGAAUAUGACAGUGAUCGAGUAUGCUAAGGAGUUUACUAGACCUUCUAAGAGUGCUCCAUACUUGAUGAAUUCAGAAGAGAUGAAAAUACGUCGGUUCGUUCGUGGGUUGGCAGAACCUAUGUUCAUCACUCUUAUGCCUGAAGUCGGACGCAUGUCUUUCAAGGACGUCCUAAACUCUGCUUAUGGAAUUGAAGCUGGGAUAGCAGAGAGAAAUGCUUAUAAGGAUGUUGGUAAGAAGUCCAAGGUGAAGGGACAAUUUUCUGGUGGAUCUAGUUCAGGAGAAUUUCAGUUUCAUCAUGGUUAG
Messenger RNA from Arachis ipaensis, 891 nucleotides. The record is from RefSeq and is a predicted model, not a curated record. NCBI's taxonomy places the organism in Eukaryota, Viridiplantae, Streptophyta, Magnoliopsida, Fabales, Fabaceae.